Molecule: messenger RNA, 2960 nt
Organism: Amyelois transitella
Lineage: Eukaryota; Metazoa; Arthropoda; Insecta; Lepidoptera; Pyralidae
Gene: Hacd2
Product: very-long-chain (3R)-3-hydroxyacyl-CoA dehydratase
Exons: 6
Coding region: 214-1332 (372 amino acids)
Biological process (GO): sphingolipid biosynthetic process; very long-chain fatty acid biosynthetic process; fatty acid elongation
Cellular component (GO): endoplasmic reticulum membrane
Molecular function (GO): 3-hydroxyacyl-CoA dehydratase activity
Source: RefSeq, a predicted model, not a curated record
UGCAGUUAGACUAGUAGACUAUAAAUUUAUAUCUGUGUUUAUUUUUGAACCUGCCUGAGCACCCAAAGAAAACCAAACAAACUUGCAAAAAAAUCGACCGGCUGUCGAUAUAGGUUAAAGGGAAAAUUCUUAUUGCUGUUACAUUACUAGUACGCUAUAUAACUGAUUUGUGUUAUAUAUUCGUUUGAAUGUACCUAAUACUAUUUUAAUACAAUGGUUGUCCCAAGUCCAUUCGUCUAUUGGGCGCAAACUGAGGACGCAGUUUCAUUGAAAAUUGACUUGAAAAAUGUCGAUCAGCCUAAUGUGAAAGUUCUCGACAGUAAAGUUAUAUUUUCCGCGCAAGGCAUAGGAGCCAGGGGUCAAAGUCAGUAUGAGUUUGCACUAGACCUGUAUUCACCAGUUAAACCGAAUGAUGGUGAUAAUCAGCCGGUGGUGAUGAGAGUGUUUGACAACCGCGUGGAGCUGUCGCUACAGAAGUCGAGUGGUGCGUGGUGGCCGCGACUCACUGCGCAGCCGCAGAAGCCGGCCUGGUUGAAGAUAAACUUCGACCUUUGGAAGUCUGAGGACAUGCAGGACAGCGACGAGGAGACGCGCGACAUCAUGAAGGAUUACCCCGGCAUGUACGACCAGCUCCACAAGGAGGAGCUGGGUUACAGGAGAGAGGAAUUCAAGAAGGUUUACCUAAUACUAUACAACCUGUUCCAAACUAUUGGUUUCGUGUACGUACUAAGCGUAAUGUCCGUGCGUUAUUCUAAACUCGGAUACGACUCUGUCAUAGACACGUACGAACAUGUCGGCUCGGCGAUGAAGUUCUUGCAUCUAAUGCAGAUAUUGGAGAUUUUGCAUCCGAUCUUUGGGUAUACGAAGGGCGGUCCGUUCGUCCCGUUCGCACAGCUGAUCGGGCGGAUAUUCGUGCUGUUCGUGAUGAUAGAGUGCGAGCCUCGGAUGCAGGCGAAACCUGUCGUCUUUUAUCUGUUCGUGGUGUGGAGCACCAUAGAAAUUGUCAGAUACCCAUACUAUAUAUCGCAACUAUACAAGAAAGAGAUCUACUUGCUGACUUGGCUGCGUUACACUCUGUGGAUCCCUUUGUACCCCCUGGGAAUUCUGUGCGAAUCUGUCAUCAUACUACGUAACAUACCAUACUUCGAGGAAACCUCCCGAUUCACCAUAUCCUUGCCUAACGCCUGGAACUUCACAUUCCAUCUACCCACAUAUAUGAGAAUCCACCUUUUGUUCCUGACAAUGCCGGGAAUUUACUUGGUCAUGAGCCACAUGUACAAAUUGAGAGUGAAGAAGUUGAAACCAAAGAUUGUUAUAAGGAAGUCAAAAUAACUGUUGUGUUUAAGUUAGUAAGGAUUGUCUACUAAACUGGGCUGAGUAUAUAACAAAAUUUUUAUAGGUUUCAACUCGUAAAUUCUGUCUUGUUGAAUGAAGUUCCGACCUAAAAUUAUACCAACGAUCUAAUGCGGUAGAUGGUUACAAAUGACUCAUGGAAAAAAGAUUUAAAGUGACUGACGCUAGCCUAAUGCUUAAAAGAAGAAUCCCAAGUUUACAAAUUGCGCGGGAAGAUUGAGGUUGAUAGGUUAGGUUAGCUGCCCCAAGUCAAUAUAGCUGUCAGGAUUCAUUGCUAAUAUAAAAUAAACUAAUUAAAUAAACUUAACUAUUGUACAGUUGCAUUUGGCCUAUCAGUCUUUUCAAGAUUGUCGGUUCUGUCUGUCCCGCAAAGGAUAUAGACGUGUAUAUAUGUAUGUAAGUAUGUAUUAUUGUAAAAAAAAGCGUAGUAAAAAGAUAAUUGAUAUUGACAUAAUGUAAUAAACGCAUUACCAAAGUUGUUAAAACUAAAUUUCUGUAAAUCAAGAACAUACAGACCUCAACCCCGCAAGGGAUAUAGACGUGACUAUAUGUAUGUAUGCAAGAAUAUACCAAAUAUUUUGACAAAAGAUUUGAGAGGCUCACGCUUUUUUUUGUAAAUAUGUUACUGCAUGCUUUUAAAUGACUACUCGUACAUAUACACAGUAAAUAUACACAGUCCGGUUUAGCAGGAAUUAAUGUAUAGAUAGGUACCUAACCUAUAAAAAGUUUUUAGUGUUUUUUUUUUCGGCAAAUUAUUGAAAAGGCAAAUUGGUUGCGGGAUAGUUAUGGUAUUGAUGUCCUUAUGUCCAUGACACUGAUAAUAAUUAAAUUACUGUCCUUAAAAAUGUUUUUGUGAUAAAAAUUUACGAAACCAGUGAAUAUCACCUCUUGUAACACAUAAACCAUGUAUUUCUUAAUUUAUCAUGCUGGUUUGUAAAAUGACUUUAAAUUUACCAAUUUUAUUAAGAAAUUCCAAAAAAAAAAGAUGAUGGAUAUUUGAUAUAUUUGUCAAGGCAAAAUUAUACCAACAUUGACAUAAUAGGUUUGUUUGGCUCGGCUAUUAUUUUCAUAGUAACUUAACUAUUAUAUUUAAGGUUUUACUAUUGAGUCUGAUUGACCAUUUCUUUUUGUAAACGGGAUUAGUGGUGCAAGAAGCUAUCGUUAAUUUAUUUUUAAGAUUGUAUUGAGAGGCUCAAAAAUAAUAAGUACAGUCAACAGUAUAUAAUCCUACCCAAAUUUACUGCAAAUACGCUUCUAUUACCGCGUCAGAGUUCCAUGCAGGUAAGUUAAUAUGCGGUUGACUGUAUAUUCGUUGUUUUUUUCGUGUGCAUUUUUUUAUAUUUUUGUGCAUAUUUUCUUUUUUUGAGACUAAAUCUUUGUUCAACUUUUACCAAAUAUUCAUAUCAUUUUGAUAUUAAAACACUUGAGCGAUUUUUGAAUUUGGUUCACCCAUGUUUUGGUAAAAUUACACAUACUAAUCGAAUCGUAUUUAUGUAGAAAAAUUGUGAUAUAAUUUAAUUUUUGUUAUCGGCACUGAAGCAGGACUACAAAAUUACUCAUUUAUUCUGUGGUGGAAAGUAAUUCAGAAAUAAAGAACUUACAAUACC